This is a messenger RNA of Porites lobata, 17584 nucleotides long. Lineage: Eukaryota; Metazoa; Cnidaria; Anthozoa; Scleractinia; Poritidae. The record is from the annotation of a GenBank genome assembly.
AUGUCCACGCAAGUAGAACUGAAAGACGAAGGAGUACUCAAGGACGCAAUCAGCGAUGUCAGGAGCGACGCAUCCCCUACUAACUGGUAAAUUUCUCUAACUCGACAGUGACUUGAGUAACCUUAGUAGGCGUUGCGUGAAGUUUUACUCAGCUGUUCACAAGCUUCAGCUUCAACGUUCCACGUUCCUGUCCUCUCGUAUGCAUGAUUCGCCGAUAAUUUAAAUUUUUCAUUUAUAAUACCUUUUCCCCCUUAGAUUAUAACGGUAUUGCAUGAUGGCGAAUAAGUGUGCUUAUAUUUCCUUAGUCUGGGUUAGAGAUCACAUGAUUAAUCAGUCUACUGAGACCCUACUACUAAGCCUUACACGGGAGCACGGGAGAUUUGAUCCAAACUUUAAUAUCUUGUCCCUCUGAGUACUGAUUGGUUGUAAAUUAUAUAAAGAAUUAACUUAGUACUUGCAAGGAAACUUCUUGUGAUAGCAGCAUCUACACUGUAUGAGUACAAGAUUAAUCAAUUCCAAGCAUGCACCCCCUCCCCUCCCCUCCCCUGGGCAUUUGUCAGGUUGUGAGUCCCUCCGGUGGUGCUUUUGUCAUGUAAGGAUCACCAUGAAAAGUUUCAUCUUAUAAAGUAGUCUCAUGCUCCACCAGUUUCAUUAUUUUGCUAAGGUAUUUGUAACUAUUGUUUGUCCAGUUUUGGAGUAAUAUGCUGUCCCUGUACUGGAGAAUAGUGGCUUCUAAGAUUGAGAGCAUUCAAACUAGGGUUAUGCGUAUCAUUUUUCAUACAUGUAUGCAUUUACAAUGAGGUCAUAUAUGCACUUUCUCUCACUACAUUAAUGAGAGACGAGUCUACCUUUGUCAGGUUAAGGUUGCAAGCCUACAGAACAAAAACCCCCCGUUAUAUGUAUAUUAAUGUAUUGUUUCAAUGUUUGUCUUUUAGUAAACAGUCAUUAUUAUAAUAAGUCCUUUUUUGAUACCUCCGACUCAUUUUUUGGUAAUUUCUUAAUUGAGUUAUUCAUCAUCAUCACACUUUUAUUUAUACACGGCAAAAACAUCAGGCUAAUAUACAAUAUGCUGAAAUGUUACAAACUAAUGAAUUGACAGUAAUAGCACUUAGAUGCAAAAAUGAAUGUUGAAAUAAAUAAAUAAAAUUAAUUUAUAAAAUUAAGGCCUAUUUUUUCAUGAAUGACAUGUUCGAGGAUAAUGGCACGUGUUUAGUAUUAUUAAGUUUCCUGCAAGAAGAACAGGUCGAGCAUUUAGAAGUAUUGGGACAAUUAGCUUAGAUUGAUUAGUUCCUUUAUUAUAGGUACAAUCACCGUUAGGUGAUCUGAGCCAACGAUGGUCCUGACAGAGAUAUUGUUUAUAGCGUCCGACAUUGACAACAACCUCGGCAGCAGUCAUCAUCAGGGUCAAAAUGAGUUGUGUAUCAUCAGUUGGGGGCACAUUCUCUGUUUAGUAACCUGAUAGCUAUAGAUUAUAUAUCUACAACACCAAGACUCAGAAAACCCUAAAGACCAGAAUUUUUUCUGCAAAGAGUUAAUAUGUUAUUGCUGGUUUGUAAUCAGGCGUGAGAAAACUAAACCACAAGCAACAAUGGUAAGAAGUUUGUGGUUUUGCGGCUUGUUCACAUGUCUUGGAUCUCUGUUGUGGUUGGUCACAAAGCAAUAAAAUAUUUUUCAGGUGUUCAUGAUUUUUGAGCUAAAACAUGCUUACCUCCAUCGAUGUUAAAUUCACCUCGAUAGUGCCUGUUUAUCGGGAAGUGUAGGAGAUAAAGGGCUGUUCAGGUCUGCAAAUAUACUCCAAAUAGCAGAUGUCGUUGUCGAGUUGUCUUCUUGCUGUUCUUGCUAUGUUUUUAGACAAGGGUUCGCUGUGAAACAAGUAAAAUGUUCUGCCAUUUUGUACUCACUGCCAAAACAACUCAACCUCAUACCCAGGUCUUCUCGGUUAACGGGUUCAAUUACCUGUCAAUUUUGCUGCAUGAUUGAUGUCAUCACUUCAAUAUCGCAAAAUUCUUCCAAAUUUGGUUGACAAUAGCUGGUUAUGAUGAAUUAUGCAUGGCAUCUAGGCCAAUCAGAAACUGUGAAAUAUUUUGCAUGAAUAUUAAUUAACUUAUUGAAACAAUCCUCUGCAUGCACUAUGCUUAACAGGGUAAUUAGCUAUCAAUACCUUGUUACUUUUCAUCGAACAAAAUUUUUACUCAAUUUACACAGAGGCAAUUACAAUCAUUGUAAUGAUAAUAUGGUAAAAUGAAGUAUGAUUUAGGUUUAAUGGAACUUUCCCUUGCUCUAGAAAAACUGAGGCAUUUUUAUGAUAGAUACAUAUGUUCACUUGAAUUUUUUUUAAGCUUAGGUGAACCUUAUUUAAUGUUCAAGAAAGUAUUCUUUUCCUUUGUUUUUAUUCUUUAGUUGGGAGGAGGUGGGUUUGCAUGGUUGGGUUUUAUUAAUCGAUAAGAGCUUGACACCUGAGAUUCCAGAACUGCCAAUUCUCACAAUUCUGCUGUGAGUCGCAUCUCCUUGUUAUUAUUAUUAUUAUUAUUAUUAUUAUUAUUGUUAUUAUUAUUAUAAAUAUCUGAACUUGAUCGAAGAAAUGAUUAGAAAUUACAGAUGUGUGAAAUUUGUAAAUCUCUCCAUGAGCUCCCUUGGUGACUUUUCUCCGAUGAAUGCUCCACGUUGUUAGUCAUGAUGAAUGACAUUGGCAUUGGCAAAAAGCAACAACUUUAUGUAAUCAAGAAAAUGAUAAAUAUAGCCAUUAGAGCAACAUAUUACAUCUUUUGUUGUAGAAAUAGGAAUUGGGAUAUCCCAGACUUAAUGCAAUUUUGAUUUCUUUUCUUUUCUUUUUUCUUUCUUUUUCUUUUUUUUUGUUUUUUUGAAUAAUCCAAUCUCAAGCAGCAUUUGUAAAUUUAUUUACAAUUGUACAUUCAAAAACACAAAUAAAGUUUUUAUUGUUAUUAUUAUUAUUAUUAUUAUUAUUAUUAUUAUUUUCUUUUUUUCGCUGCCUCAUGCCAAGACUCCCAAUUUCACAGUUUUUUUGGAAAAAAUCGUUCUGAAAUGAAAUGUAACCUUGUUGAAUAUGAGAAACCAGAACUGCACUUCAGAAGCAGUACUUCUAAUCUCACACACACUAACAACAACAACAACAACAACAACAACAACAAAACAAAUGAGCUGGUAGGUAAUAUUUAAAUAAACACUUUAUUCCCAUACUGGAAAACACGUUUGUUUAACCUUGAUAUAUAGGGGAAAUAGAGAAUCUUGCUACUUUUAGAAGAAUGAAUGUAUCUUCAGAUUUUUUUCUUAGGGAAAUGGCAUGUUAAUUAUCAUUCAUCAUCACCAUCAUCAUCAUUAUCAUUAUUAGUGUUCAAAUAGAGUUUUGUCGAGGCAGCUAUAAGUAGAGUUAAUGCUAAUGAAAAUUCUGCUUAGAGAGCUUUGAUUGUUAUAGCCAUUAAGAUAGUGUGAUUUCUGCUUUUCCACAGGAUGCUGGCGGCUCAUUGGGAAGGUAACCCAAAUGUUAUCUUUUACAAAGCAAAAGGAACUGGAGGGGCUGAUGAAAUGGCUGGUUCUCUUGAAGAUGGUGAAGUCAUGUAUGGUCUAGGUUAGAUGCUUUUGGUCAUUUGCAUGCUAUAAGUUGAUUUUUAUUCCUUUCAGCAAUGUGCAAUGAAUGUUGAAUUUCUUAAAGAUGGGACUAAUUUUUGGGCCUGUGUGCGAAACUCCUGUACUGUGACCAUCCAAAUGAAACCUCUUCUUUUGGAUUGGUGGAAAAAAUCCCGUAGUGUGAUGGUUUCGGAAAUAAAACUUUUUGGUGGCACAUUCUUUUCUCAACAUUUUUACAAUAAUAUUUAUAAAUGGGAUUUGGAGAUUUCAAUGUCCACUUCCGGGGUGAAAGUCCAUUACAGUUUCUCAGUUUGUGUUGUCAACUACAUGUCCACAAAAAAAAAAAAAAAUCAAAAAUACUACAUGUAUUAAAACAGUCAUCUUUGCAUCAUGUGGCACCUUCAUAGGCAACUCCGUACCCUCAAGCUCGUUCAUCAUGCACUUUCUAUUGACCUGUAUCACCAUUAUAAAGACAACUGUUUUAAUUACAUGUAUGUUAAUAUUGAUGUUUAUGUUGAUGUUACAGUACUGGUCAAAAACUGUCCAUUGGAAGUCUCAAUUCUCGAUUCCUGUGUGAAUGGAGAAUCGAGAACAAGUUAUUGAGAAUUGCAUUGUGGAUUGAGCCUCACAAGACUAGACAAAACACAAAAGAUUCACCCAUGACUGAUUUCUCAAUAAUUUUACAUGCACAUUGACACAACACAAAAUGGCACAAAAUGGCAUGGUUUAUUCCUGCAAGUACAGCUGUAUGCUUAUACAUUAAUUUUGUAAGAUCGUAACAAGACCAAGUUGAACAAAUUAUUUUUUCUUUAAAGACAUCUGUGUGACUUUAAACUUCAUUUUGCUCAAAUACAGUUUCAAAUGCCUGCUCCAAAUGCAAACAAACAGUGUAUAAAUGUGUACAAGCAAGAAAGUAUUAAUAAAAUAUGUUAAUUAUGUAUUGCAGUUCGCUUGGAAGAGUUAGUGGACAACUAUGUUGAGAAGACUGUAAAAUUUGUUUAUGUUCACUGGGUGGGAGAAAGUGUUCCAUUUAGCAAGAAAGGCAAGUUUGGUGUUGUGCAUGGCAGUGUUAAGGAGCAUUUUCAGGUAUUUUCUGUUGUGAUUUAUGUUUGGUUAUUUAAAACAUCCCAUGUGCAUACAUGAUGCAUGUUUGGCAUGGCCAAUGUGGAUUUAAUUGGAUAUGAAUUGCCACUAUCCAAUGCUCAGUGUGUAACCUGGUGACACAGAUUGAAGCUGCAAAGAUCAUGGGUUGUUAAACAUUUAUUUAUUUGUUUAUUUACUUAUUCACUUAUUUGUUGUCCGGAGCUUUUCAUGAUAAUUUAGAUGCUUGGAAGUGACGACCAUGUAAGGGCAAUCUUCUUAAUCAUUACACUUGUACAUUUGUACACUAUUGUCUCAACAUACAGUGUUGUACUGUGUCUGACAAAUUGAUUGUCCACCAUGAUUUCAUUAUAGCCCAGUCAUUGCAUCAUUGAGACGUCACACAAGUCAGAUGUGACAGAAGAGGAGAUGAUGAAAGUUAUUUCAGACACAAGGUGACUUUUCACGCAAAGGCUAAUAGAUUACCCAGAAGCCCCUAGCCUCUCCUCACCCAUGCCUUUUUGCCUUUGCUUACAUAACAAAAUGUCGGUCCGACAUCUACAAUGGAGGACAAAAGAACUUGGGACUGUUUGAAAAAGCCCUUCUAAGUAAUUGUUACGUAGGAGGACCCUACUCCUAACGACAAUUUUUUGUUUGGCUUUGGGUUCAUCCCAUCUUCCCCCCAACUUGCCCCAGCAAUGUUGUGGCCUUCCACCCAUUUUGCUCAAAAUUGAACUUUGAUUGGGAUGGGAGGGGAGGGCUCGCCAGUUUUAGCAAUAUCACUGGAAAGGUCCCAACACUUUUGACCUCCAUUGUAGCCCUAUGUAAGGGAAUCCAGGGAACAUUAUUGGAUUCUGGAUUCCACGCUGUGGACUCGAGAUGCCAGCUACUGGAUUGUGGAUUCUCUGUCAAUGGAACUUAGUUUCCGGAUUUGUAUGGGUAAUAGCAUGAAUAGUAGUGAUAUUUGGCAUAAAUACCACGAGUGAUAUUUCGAAAUUGGUAUACGUAAUUUCACGAGCCGUUAGGCGAGGGAAAAUUUGAGACAAUUUUGAAAUAUCACGAGUGGUAUUUUUGCCAUAUAUACUACUACCCGCAAAAGGUUUGUAAUUUUCACAUGUAGGUAUUUCAAAUUAAGCUGAAAUACCACUGCUCUAAGCUAACCAAAUUGCAGAAAUAACUCAUCUAGUCGUAUAACAAUCGUUUAUGGUGGGAUUCCAGAUUCCUUUAGCUGUACAUGUAUUCCAGAUUCAAGCUCAACAUUGAUAUUCUGUAAGCCAAAAUUUCCCGGAUUCCCGAUUCCACUGCAAAAAUUUCCUGGAUUCCAGAAUUGGGAUUUCUUUACAAUGUAUGUAGCCUCCCCGCAGACGUCCUUUUGGGUUCGUUUGUCACGCGUUCAUUGUGGGGGAGAAAUGAAUGCGUGACAAACGACCCCCAAAGGACGUCUGCGGGGAGGCUACAAUGUAUGGGGCGAGCAUCCUUUAUUUUAAUUGUUUAAAAUGAAGACUGGCAUUGUGCUGUAAUGUCGUGACCGCAUAUGAGGACUUGGACAUGAGUCUUUUCCUGGAACGGGCUGCUGCAAAUGAUAAGCUUGUCGUUCUUGAAACACCGAGUUAACAUUAAUGUCAGUGCAAGAUUAUUUAUUAAGCCGAAAUUGCCUUUAAUAGCCUUUAGGUUAACACAUAAUGGCCUUUGCAUCGGUAAUAUAGGUGUCCUUGAGGAUUAUCCUGAGAGCCCGCGCUUGAUGUGGACACCUGGCCCCAGUUGUUCAAACGGACAAGUAUUAGGAAAAGCAAUUGCGUUAUCCACGGGAUAGAGAUUUAUCCCGUGGAUAGCGUUAUCCAGCUUUUGAACCACUGAUAUUUUCAUGUCCAUUUCUGUUCGAUGUUAACUGGAUUCCUCCUUACAUUGCGUAAAUACCAAUAUGGUAGCGUGCUAUGUUAAGGAACACAAUUUUGACUCUCGCAAACAACAGCAGCGGCGUGCACGUUGUUCUGUCGUAGGGUUUGUUUAUCGUGACUCAUGGCCGUAAGCCGUGAUUAGUGGUAUACAAUGUAGCAUGAUUGUGGCGCGCCCCCUUUAUCAUCGCCGUUGAUGUUGUUAACCAGAAAGUUGUUUGCAUUGUAAUUGUCUCAUUCUUUUUCCUUUCUAUUUUGAUUCAGUGGACGUACAAACAAAGUGCUCGAUGUCACAGAUGCUGCCCAAAGACAGGUGACCGAUGUUGUUUAAUAUCAAGAAGUUAGACAACACAGUAUUCAGUAGUCCGGCUAUCAGUGCAUUUAAGAUGCAAGGGUGCAGCAAUGCUGAGAGCACUCGCCUCCCACCAAUGUCGGUUGGUUUCAAAUACCGGCAUCGACGCGUUAACGUGUUGGUUCUCUACUUUGCUCUGAGAGGUUUUUCUUUGCUUACUCCGGUUUUCCUCUCUCCUCUAAAACAUUUCUAAAUUCAAACGUGACCAGGAAUGGUAGCGAAGAAUCACUAAGGGGAUUUGCUUCCUCUAGAUCUUUGUUUAUUUCAAUUUUUAUUUAUUUAUUUAUUUAUUUUUAUUUCUGUACGUCUCUCUGUCAGUCACAAAGUCAAUGGUCGAGGCAGCAUUAAUUUUGUUGAAUCCAUUCCUUAGUUUUCUUAUAACUGAACACAUGAAAGUGCUAUUAAAAGACCGCUGUAAAAAAAAACCGCUAAUGUGUUGCAUUGAAUAACACAAAAAAGGGCAUUUUUAAUUAGCGAGCAAAACAAUAUAUGAAUGACGAAAACAGUUCCUAGCCCUCUGUCACCAUGGCUAUAAUUUAUAGGGUAUAGUUGUAACUUUGAUACGAUCAAUGCAGGUAGACGGAAUUGCUUUUUUCAAUGAGGCUUUCAACACGGUCGACGUCAAACUGGGUUUUGUUUUUGUUUUUAUCUUUUUGUUUGCUUGUUUUUGACUGUAUGUCUGCACCAUUUAAUGCCUUUUUGUGUGCGUGUGGCAGGAUCGUGGUUUUACUAGCAGCAGUAAUGUUAUCAAGACUGGAAAGGCGGUGUCUAGUUUUCAGACCCCGGGAUCUGGUAAGCCUUCGACUUGGCUUGGCUAGUUAUAGCUUAAGAAAACAGCCGACAUUUCGCUGGUUCCCCCUCGAAAUAACGUCUGAGAAACUAGCGCAGAAAUUCCCUACUGAUGACGCGUCACUACCCAGAUCAGUGCUUCUGAUUGGUCUUGCUGCGUGGGAAAUUUGCUUCAACCAAUCAGAAGUACUACCCAGAUCCGGGUAGUGACGCAUCAUCAGUAUGGAAUUUAUGCGUUCUUCUCUCAGACGUCAUUUCGCGGGUAACCAGCGGUGACGUCGCGAAAUGUCGGUUGUUUUCUCCGGCUAGAAUAGUACUUGACAUGAUAAUAGCGAUGAUUUAUUAAUCGGUCUUUCUAUUCCUGUUGUUAGGUAUGUGGGGUUGGGGGGAGGGGAGGGGGGUUAUUAUGUUGGUUUCUUGAUGUGUUUUCUUAUCAUGUGUCUGCGUGUUUGCCUGCAGUCGCUGUCAACAUCGACGAUGCUGUAUAUGGAGCGAUAGCUGACGUGCGAAGUGAUGAUACGUCAACUAAUUGGUAAGGUUAAAAAAUGUAAAUGUGUGUAUUUGUGUUAUUAAUUGAAUAUUAUUGUCUAUUAUUAUUGUUAUUUCUGUUACUUUAUCAUCAUCAUCAUCGUCAUCAAAACCACCACCACCACCACUACCAUCAUCAUCAUCAUCAUCAUCAUCAUCAUCAUCAUCACCAUCAUCAUUACCAUCAUCAUCGUCAACAACACCUAACGCGGUCUCUAUUGUAAAUUGAGUAAAGGACGAACUCACUGAAAUUAACUUUAUUCUGAUCGUCUAUACCUAUAGGUGUGUUGGUUCAUAUGCGGACAAUAAUCCUAAGAAGCCCAUUGACUUGAUCGGCAAAGGUGCAGACGGGUUACAAGGAAUCGUCACACAGCUGAAAAAUGAUAUUGUUGCUUAUGCCUUACUACGAGUGGUGAGUAAAUAUGAUUAUUCGCGCUUUUUUAAGUGAUUACUCUUUAAAGCAUGCGACUCAUCGUGCAUUAGUCAUAGCCAAUUGAAAGGGAAGGAACUUCGCUCAAGAAAAAAAGAUGUUGAUGACCGGAUUUUCAAAGUCAAACAAACACAAUAACAACCUAUGAAACGCCAUCAACGAAUACCCAGGAGCAAAUGGUGGGGGGCGGGGAAGGGGGGGUGGAUGGGAUGGUAAACUCGUGAUAAACUCGUCAACCUGCCAGAGGGGCUAUUGCAGGACAAUCCGGUUUCCUGUGACUGCACUUUGGUUUUGUAGAAAUAUCACAAAACAAUGAAAUAAUAAUUUUUGAAAAAUAAUAAUAAUAAUUACGGAAAUUUCCCAACUAAUCAUAUACUUUCUUCCUUAUGGUGAAUCAUAACUUAUCUUUUACAAGCGUGAACGCCGCAGGGGGCGGGGGGGUCUUGUCGAUUUAUUUGGAUUUUGUUUGUUUGUCUUUUCUUUUCAUCAGCAAGAUGUUGUUGAUGGCAUAACAACGGUGAAGUUCGUCUUCAUCACAUGGGUGGGCGAAAACGUCAAGCCAAUGACCAAAGGAAAAAUAAGUACGCACAAGUCAACAAUCGAAAAGGCAUUCCAUGUAUCCUUCGUAAUAAAAAUAAUACUGAUAUUACUAACAGUACACGUGUACUGCCUAUAUUCCGUGUGUUAAAGUUUACUUCACGGUGGUAGCUAAUUACGGUGAAACCUCCUCAAUGCGGACACCAAAGGGAGAGAUCCAAGUGUCGUAGUUGCAGAAGUGUCUGUGUCUGUUCAAAGAGGUAGAAACGGAAGAACUAUAAAGGUUAAUUUAACUCACCUGUUUUAACGUGUGAUCGAUGUGAUUGGGCGCUUAAUUUUAAUUGUGGCGGUGUGUUCGAGCAACUCGCUCGUUACACGAUGAGAUACCAGGAAUCUGAUUUACAUCUUGGUCUUAGUUCUUCUUUGACUUCUGCUAACGAUCCUAAUCUUCUUACUCUUCUUCUCUACUAAAUCCUAACUCUUCUCCCUAACUAGUCAAAUAGCCGCCGUUUUUGUAACCAAAGCUGGUCAUGUUUGGGUUAGCUGACCGUGGGAAUAAAAACAAGGUGAACUUAGUGUGGGUAAUGUUUUGAUAUUACUGAACCUACAUGGUUGCAAUCGGCGAAAAGCUACGAACACUGAAAAACUAAAACGCUAGUUAACAAACCCAAACGGAAAGUUCAACGAGACUAGUGAACCAAGAUCAGCUCUAACAUCACAAACAUGACCACCUAUGAAAAACUAACAUCGGACAACGGCAAGCGAAGAAUAUUCGUAAAAUGACAUUACUGAGUAAACUCGCGAGCUAAGCAAAAAUUCAAGUACAAGCCUGAAGUAAAAACAUAAGAUGGAAACAGGAAAACACCUAUGGACAAAAUCCAAACAAACCCUUACCCACUUAAUGAAACAAAAACGAAACUUAAAAGAUGAGACAAAUCCGUCUUAAAAAUAACUUUCAAAAUACUUCACAACAUAAUUAUACCAAGGAGGUGGGCAUCCGCGUCGGUCUACGGCCGCUCUAAUUGCCUAACUCAACUUUUUGCCUAUUUUCGAGCCAAGAAAAUCUCCAUUUUUUACAUAUAUAUAUAUAUAUAUUUCACUAUAGGCUGUUUCAUCUAUUAAGAAAAUUUCUCCUUAACAGUUUAUCUAGCCAGCGCAUGUUACCAUCUAUGCAAACGCCUUAAGCGAGUUAUCAGAAGAUAUAGUUAUGUCCAAAGUACAAAAUGCAAGUGGAUCAAAGUCCCAUGUCAAAUAGGUGCAGAAAAUGGAGCAAAGAAAAUUGGACGAUGACACCAUCGAUAUUUAGGUAGAUGUGCUGUAAAAUUUUUAAUGUCAUCGACAAAUAGUUAAGCACUGAGACAUUGUUUAUUAUUACUCUUAAAUGGUCUAGUAUACGUCUGAAUUCUAAAUGUGAGACCGGAUCGUCUAUAUUGCCUUGAGCAUGUUUUACGAUUAGGAUAAUUCGGGCGUUGAUAUGAAAACUAUCCUACAUCUAGCCAGGCUAUAUGCGAACUAUCCUACAUAGAGCAAGGCUAUAACGAUCAUCUUGAUUCCUUAAACACAUCAUAAGACGACAUAGGGCCCUUGCCAACAGUGAGUUUACGAAACAGGACGACAGGAAGAAGAAGGCUGCAAAACGCUUGCGUGUGACAAAAGUGGCAGGGCUGUCACUUGCGUGUUUUGUCGUAAUCUUCACUUAUGAUUAGUGUUUUCUGUUCUUUAACAAAAAGAUCUGCUAAAAAGGUCAAGAAGUUUGACGGAAGGUUUUUUCAAACAAUUAUUUUCACGUUUGUCACGGAAGGUUUGCCGUCUUCUUUUCUCUCCCGUCCUGUUGCGUAAGUUCAGGCUGUCACUCAGUACUGGGCUGCCAGACCUGCCCGUUAGUGAAGAGAAUACACCCUUCCACGAUGUUUGUUUGUUUGUUUGUUUGUUUGUGUGUUUUUUUUCAACUUGUGACAUUGACAAGGUAGAAAAAAUCCGUCGACACCAAUGGAAAAAGCGCCAUUAAAAAAAAUGAUAAUAAUAAAAUAAAAAGUAAUAAAAAAAACAUGCCACCCCCACCCCACCAUGUAGAAAUGUGGAGAAAUGUGGAAGGAUUUCAUACGAGUAGAACUGAGAACAUAACACUUAAAUCACCACAAGACGGACUAAUCUGUGCUGGUACAUAAGCUGCGCACGUGCUAACCCCCACCCCUCGAGCGGUUCAGACCGGUUUUUAGAAUUGUCUACUUCAUAUAUAACAGCAUGAACUGUCCUACUACAACCAUUAAGACGAAUGACUUAAACUUGGCAAUUUUACAAAUUUUAAGGCGUCCUUUACAGUGAUGUCGACGGGUUUUCUCAAAAGUUGAAAAAACCUUGAAAGGUGUCUAUUCCGCUCUCAGUCAGGGCUGUCCAGUCAGGGGAUCGUUCACGUUUCUUGGUAACUGACCACCUACCCAUCCCCUAAAUCAAAAUUUUGCCGUAAAUGACAAGUGAGUGUUAAUUUUGUUUUAGGGGAGGAGUAGGUAGUCAGUUACCCAGAUACGUAACCCCCAGGUUAGUCUAUUCGUUAAUCCUGCGAGCAGCAUUGUUGGAAACUUAGCAAAAACUCUCCAAAAAAGCCCCUUUCACUUUCACUUUCAAGUUGACCGAUCUAGCCGGCCAGUUCUUAGUUUAGGUAAACACCCUUAGUCGAUUGAGAUGAUCCACACUUUCAUUACAUUUAUGGAAACCAGUUUUUAUCAGUUAUGGUUAUAAAGAAAUGCAAAUCUAUUUGGGGAGAAGAUGAGAAAAAACUAAAUAGUACCAUGUGACAGUUUUUAUUGAGCUCUAAUUUACGUAAAAUAAUGUUCUAUCCCUAGCACUUCAUUUUUUAUUGUGAAAUGUUCCAUGUACAUGUAGAACUAGAUUAGAUAUCUCAAGAAGUAAAACUGUUAAUUGAAGUGUUAUUUUUAUUACUAGUAGUUAUUAUUAUAAUAGGCUUGAACGCCAUAGAUUGAUUAGGGUAUUAUGCGGCAUUUUCAUCUUUCUAAAGUGGGAAAGUAGGCUAUAACUUUCGAAUUGCAACUAAGCUCAUUGGUUACACCUUGGAUUCAUUGGUAUAAUUUUACGGUGGAUUUUUUCUUAUUGUGUAACGUUAUUUCCUUUUUGUAAACCUCUUCUUAGUCAUAGAUCUUAUAAAAAAUGGUAUCGCCUGUUUUGCAAGGAGAAAAUUUGCAUCGUUGGCUGACGACGGUGUCUGAAAUGUAUACAUGCAAGAAGGGAAAUACCUCUUGACUUUCCGAGUUCAAGGUCCUUUUUGUAAGUUGCGGACCGAGCGUUUUUUCCCGCUCGGAUUCGUGGCCGGCCCUGUACGCGCCCAAGCCGUUUAUCUAAGCGGGAAAGAAACGCGUGGAUCCUUACGGACCGAGAAAACGAGAUUCUUGAUAUAAAUAUAAUGUCUCUACAUUUAUGUAGAGUUGCGAACGAUUCAAUUUAAGCCGAACGUGACGAACAACAAGUAGUGUAUUGCUAGUUUAAGUAUUCUGUAGUUUGUCGUGGUUGAAGCGGUGUAAUGAAAAAGAGAAGACGAAGGACUUGAUGCUCUUUAAAUAUUACCACUCUGGGAGCACGUCUCUGUCGCCUGUUUAUGAAAGGCAAAAGCGUCAGGCAUGUGGAAGUUUCCUAUUUGGGAGGCUUGAUGGGGCCUGAAUGAAGAAAGUAUAAAUAUUAUUAAUGAAAUAAGGUGGUGACCGUUAUCAGAAGUAAUGUUAUUUUCGCCUUUGCUACCGCAAAAUGCGGGAGACUGAAAUUUUGCUGAGGUGAUCCAAAUAACUUGAACAGAAGGAAGUGCCUCAAAAUGUUUGAAAUAAAAUUUAAAGUGAAGCUCAUUUGUUCGUUGUCAGUCUGUUCAUAACUUUCAGCUAGUCAAAGGGCCGUAUUUCGUAGUCGGUAAAUUGGUACCGAAGGUAUGCUUACGGGCAAUAUUUCAGGCACUUUGAUAAGAGAUUAAAAGCCUUUCUGACCCGUUGUUUGGAAACUGAUUUGCCUCCUAAAAAGAGGAACAAAAUUACAGCAAAUGUACCACUCUCAAUUAGAAGUCACCUUUACCUUGCUAGUGAAGCACUGUUGGUAAUAUAAUUUGGUUUAUACUACUACAUGAGAAAUUACUGCAAUUUGAUUGGCUUAGAGCAGUGGUAUUUCAGCUUAAUUUGAAAUACCUACAUGUGAAAAUUACAAACCUUUUGUGCGUAGUAGUAUAAAUAAAUAAUAACAUGAUUUGUACGUGAUAUUUGGCAUAAAUACCACUCGUGAUAUUUCAAAAUUGUCUGAAAUUUCACUCGCUUAACAGCUCGUGAAAUUACGUAUAACAAUUUCGAAAUAUCACUCGUGGUAUGUAUGCCAAAUAUUACUACAAAUCAUGCUAUUACCUAUACUAACCCACCAAUCUCCAAUGUUUUGGUUUUUGUCAUCUCUGACUUACAUGCGUCCGUCGCACCCUUUUUGAGUCAACUGACUUCUUGCUCGAAGGUACGUCCGUCCACCCAUCCGUACAGACAGUGACAUGCAUAGCGUCAUGUCCAUCAAAUUUCGGAAACUGUCGAGUGUGCUUGUAAUUUGAUAUUAUGUCGCAGAAAAAUGACCAUUUCCUUUUUAAUUUGCUUAAUUUUGAACGCGAUCUAAACCCAUGUGUCGUUUAUCAUAAUCACAAUUAUAGAUCCUACUCCAUUGGCGUAUAUCCUUUUCAAUCUUGUCGCAGGUAGCUGUAAGGAUCUAUCAAAAGGUUUCACAUCAACGGUGAUUUUGGUUACGUUCAUUAUUGAUUAACAGCGUAAAGAACCAGCAAUAGUAUCGAAUUCAAAAUUAGAUAUCCUUUUUUUUUUUGCAUGUCGGAUUUCACGGAAUCCAGAGCUGUCAUAGUUAGUUUGUGAUUUGGUUCUAGGGAAUAAAUACAGAGGAAAUAAGCACUAGUAACAAAGUGAAAUUAAACAGAAGAAUGUUUUCUCUUUGACAUAUAUUUUUGCCAAGUUUUGGUCUAAAUUCGUUUUCUUAUUGUUAAGCCUCCUUACGAUACAGCCUACUAGAAUCUGUAACGUACAAUUUCAUCAUUGCUGAUGCUCAUUGCCUUCACAUUGGCAACAAAUUCAAGUUCUGUUCCACUUGACUUAUUUGCGGUUGUUUCUCGAUAUAAGCUGCACUACCGCAGUGUUGUCAAUAAAAGCGCAUAUGUGUCUGGUCAUAUAUGUCACAAAUGGACGGAGGCUUGCAAGGAUUACCCAUUUUAAUGGAGGUGAUCUAUUUCCAUCAAUUUACACUGAAACUUUCAAAUUCUGCAUUGUCAUUUGUCCUUAUCACCCUGAUAGAAUAUCACAGCUCAGCGUUGAUAAAGAUUGUUCCCUUGUUAGUUUAUAAUCCAUUUUCGUUUGGCACUACAUAAGAACCUCUGUGUUCAUGCUGUCAUUAUGCCCUGUUUGUCCACAAAAUUUAAAGUGGUAUCAGAUUUUUUGUUGACGGUGGUUCAGAACUGAAGGUACAGGAACUGCAAAUUAACCAUUCAGCAUGCAUGGGUAACCCUUUAUUACCGCAAGCAGUAAAUAAAGUACACGACCGGAAGUUGAGGCAUGUUGCUAUAUUUAGACGGGAGUGAUGAAAGGAAGGGGAUUUUUUUUUCCACGAAGAGAGAGGGAGAGUAAUCUCUCUUUGUGACACGAUGAUGUGGGUCUUGGACAAUUUUUCACCUACCUUAAUGGAUUGUCUCAUUUGGUUAUAUUUAUGUAUUUAUUUGUCGCUCUUUUCAUAUUCAUCCCUGAAAUAUCAUUCAACCUUUACUCAGAGUAUCGGCAGUUGAUGCAUUUUAGCUGGAUCGCGUGUCCGCACCCCCCCCCCCCCCUUCCCCUCCCUCGCCACGCCUGUUGCUACGUUUUACGGAAGCCCCUGAUAUCUGACGAUGUAUGUUGAUUUGCAAGGACGUUUUUUGGGUUGUUUGCUAUUUUAUCCUUUUACUGAGAUACUUAUUAGUCAAAGCACCAAUCUGUCUUACGACUGUUCGUCUAAUGAAGCUUAUUUAUCUACCUGUUUUAAUUUUAAAUAAAUGUUUAAACGCCAAAACAUUGCGAUCUUUAAAUUCAUGGUGGACACUAAGCGCGCAUAGAUCGGCAGCGCUCAUCCUAACAGAAAAGCCGGCUUGGGAAUAAUGUUGAUAAGUUGAACAUAUAAAGAUGCCCAGCUCUACCGUGAAGAUAGUAAUUUUCGAGUCAUAAGCAAAAGUACCAAAAUGGUCGAAAAACAAAGUGGUUUUCUUCUCUUGUUUGUUGCCGUGCUGUUUAUUUUCUGUAACCGCCUUUGAGAUUGAGCAAUCAAAUCUUGUAAUUAACAUCGCACGCGCCAAUUAACAGGUUCAAUGACUUUGCUUUCAAUUGCAGAUUCAUCACGUAAAACUAAUUCAGCGAUAAAAGGAAGUUCUAGUUUCUAUCCCAACCCUGAAAACUUACUUGAAGGAAGAAUAAAAGUGUUAUUCCGCUUUAUUUUUUUUCCGGCCAGUUUAGAAUCCGUCAUGACGGAUACCAAAUGACGCUGUAGAAUGUCCAAGAAUAUAUGAAGAGAAAAGCUCAUUAAUGUUGUUUUUAGCAAUUCAUUUUUCAGUUUUGGUUGUUUGUUUGUUUCAAGGAAAAUAAAAAAAAAUAGCGUUCACACCUCUCUAGCAAAAAGCGGAGAAUUCAAGAACGGUAGAAAAGUGAUGUCAUCUGAUGUCCCCUGAUGUCCGCAUGACCGUGAAUUCAUCAACAUUCUGUAUGGGCUGUUAGGUUAAUUAUACAAUUUGGGCGGAAGAAACUGAUUCUUGCAGCCAAGUGAUGCAGCAAGUUCCUCAAUUAAACAAGAAGAAUGCCUUACCACGUGAACUGUAUUAAAGAGGAUGAAAAGCUUUAUUUAAAGAAAGUGCAAAUGGUAUCGAAAAUAGAACACAGAACAAUGACUUGCUCCAACUCAGAUCCGCAUUCUGCAUAAAUAGAGGAAGAUAACUCCCAUCCAUGAAGAUCAACUGGAAAGAGUUUCUUUCAUUAGAAAAUCUGAACUACUAAACUGGACGAAAGGCGUAAUUUGCUAAAAAUGUCUUGGAGUAAUAGUCGAGUGGUGUUCAAGGUUCCCGGUGUAGCUAUAAAAGAACGUCAGAUUUUCUGGACUGUCAAAUUCAUAGAGUUGAAAGAACACAGAACACUUCUGAGUAUAUUCGACUUUUUAAGGCAACCGAACUACUUCGACCAGCCUGACGGGUUAAUUCACUAAAAUGGCAUUUUGCGAAAGAAAGGUAAGUUCAAAUUGAUGAUUCAGGGCAAACUCAAAAAAAUAUUUUUCCUUACUUCGCGUUUAUUGUGCUUGGGCUUUCCCUUCUUUCAAAAAUUCUGCAAAAAGACAAGCAAUUAGGCAGAUGACUACUUUUGCAGGAGCUAGUCGUCUGUCUAAACUACGUUUUGCAGUAUGACAUACAGCACUAAACUCAUCAACUCUUGAAUGGCCCUUCGAGCACUAAGUCGUUUAUCUUCUGAGUUUUGCAAAAUAUUGGCAAGGAAUAUUGCACAAAAAAAUUAAACAACAAAAAAUACAUUCCAGAGCGUCUCCAUAAAACUUAGCACUACUUCAAGCAGAAAUCAUGAACUGCUACGGGGUGUUUGUUUCUUAUGUUACCACCAUUCGAUAACUAUAAACCACACAGACCCAAAAUCCCUAGCUUUGAGUCGCUCUGAGAGAGGGCCAGAGUUCAAAACCUCAAGUUUUUAAACCUGUUAGCUCAGUUGGUAACUUCAUUUUUUUCUCUCUCUUCAUGUUUGUUGGCUUGUUAUUUUGAUGUAUAUUGUUUCACUUGUUUACAUAAUGGUCGUAUUGGGGAAACUUGUACUUAUCGAAUGACUUUUUAAUUUUCUUCUCCUUCAGAAAAGUGUCAUUUACACCACCUCAGCUGUUCUUUUACUGGUUUUCUCGUUGUAUGGAAAUUCAGCAGAAAGCAAACCGACAAUUCCAACGUUGCAAAUUCGUCAAGACAUAAACCCUACGGAACAAAGCAUCUCUGAAGGCUCUGCUGAAGAGAAGUCUGGCUUGCUCGUUAUUGCCCCAGAAGAAAAAGAUGACAUGGCAGGUAGUGACAAUAGAGACGAGAAUGCUUUGCACUCAGACGGAACAAGCAGACCGCUGGGACGAAGAGCAACAUCUAAACGCCAGAAUAAGGCAAUCCGAUUCAAGAGGAACACCACACCGAACCCAUGUGUAGAGAGAUACCAGCUCAAAUUGAUAGACCGCGAAACAGUUGUGCCCACCGUGAUAUGUGCAGAGGGUUGUAAAGAAAUUAAAAGAGUGUAUUUCUUUAAAGAUAGGGAUGAUCCACUAACAUUUGCAGUAGACUGUCAACGGCCUGCCGAAGGAGCACGGCGAUGA